UAGCUUGAGCCAGAGAUAGGGAGGUAGGCUUCUUUGGUCUCUGCCAGACCUGGGAAGCAGAGGAAAUAUUAACUAGCCAGGGCUCUCCAGAGAAGUGGAGGAACUCCGAGUCAGACAGGCAGCCCCGGACAGGCCUCAACUGGAGCACCCAGUGCUCACUCAGGGACCCACCUGAACCUUCAUGGAGACCACAUCAGAGAUCUUUUCCUAGAACUGCCUGCCUUCCUCCCCCACUUCUCCUGGUCUAGGAACUCACACCCCUCCCUAAACUGGCUCCAUCCGCCCCAAGCCGGGAUUUGCUUGGGCUUGCCUGUCUUUCCUUGGGCAGGGUGCCUGCAAAACUCCAUUACUUAGCUUUUUAUUGUAGCUGUUCACCUGACAGGCAUUUUGUGCAACUCUUGAGUGCGAGCGAGGCUCAAGGAAGGAGUCCUCCUCUGGGCCCCCGCAGAGAUCCCCAUAACUAUAUAGGGAUUUCUCUAACAGGGAAGAGAAUGAAAGAUACCUCACCAUAUAUAUGGACUGACCCAGGCUCUCAUGAAAAGGGGGGUCCCUAGAGGAGAGCGGCAGCAGGUUCAAACUUUAAAGAACAGUUUGGUAGGUAAAGGGGAGGAGUUUGUGUGGCAGAAAGAGCCCAGUUCAGGUGCCAGGGGGUUAAGGUUUUUGUCCCUUCUCUGACUCCUACAGGCUGGAAGAGAUUGCAUGCACCUUUUCUUUCUCAGAAGUACUGUUUGGUUAGACAGAUGAACUUUGAAAGCAGCCCUGUGGGCCUGUGGGUCCUUGUGACGGCAUCUAAAGCAACCCAGAUCCCAAGGGAGGUAGUCUUUCUCACACUUGCUUGGCGCCCAGCACCAUGUCUGACACAGCAGAUAUUUACUGAAGGCAGUGAUGCUCGAAUGACAAACACUAAGAUCAACCUCUUGGACAAAAUUGGAACCCAUCCUGUCUUUUGAUCACCAAGUCACUUGGGAUUUCUGCUUCCUAUCAUAAGGAGUAAGAUGGCAGCGAGAGAGACAUCCUUGAGCCUCUUGUUGGCAAAGCCUCGAAUGAAUGAUAAAGCGGGUCACAGAAUAAGCAACUCUACAGAUCACAGACCCGUGAGAAAGCCGGUUUGAGCCAGUUUACAUUUACUGAGCACCAACUGUGCCUCCAUUUGUUUUCAAGUAGCUCGGGGUCUCAGAGGGCUGCACAGAAGACCUUGGUGGCUUUGAAACGCUAAUGCCCCUCAGUGACAAGCUGAGUUACCUCAGGUGAGGAGGCCAUGGUGUCUUUCUUAGCUUUCUUCCAUUUUCAUUUGUAAAGUAAAAUGGAAACCGCUCCGCAGCACCACGUUAUGGGAAGGAAAUUAGCACGUGGAGGCAGAGCGCUUCAUAAAUGCUAGUUAUUAUGGUUCCUCUGGGCGCACAAGUCCGUUUGCCUCCCCCUCCCCCCAGGGCACACAGACGUGUUCACACUCCCACGUAAGUAUAGAUGCACAGAGGCGUGAGCUAACGCCAGCGGAAGGAGCUCAGGGGUCCUUAGACCCAAAACCCAGGUUGGAACCCGUGGAGAAGCUGCCGGGUCUUCAGCUUCCGUCUUUUUUUCUCAAUUCUUUAUGAAUGAACUAAAGCCGAAAGGAGUUUAUUUUUUUAUGAAUGGAAGUCCAAAAAGUGAAUGAAGCCAGGAGCCAGCCCCUACUUUCUGAUUGGUCUUCGUGGCUGGGAAACUCCUCCCUCAAGCUCAGCUAGCCGAGUCUGAGGAUUGGCGGGCGUGCCCGGCCCUGGGGUUUCAUUCACAAAAGUCAAUGAAACAAAGGGAACCGGUGGGGAGGGGCGGGGGAAGAGCGAGAACGGAGGCCAAGGCAAAGGAAAUGCACCAAUCAGCUGCUCCCCCGGGCUCACAACUGUCUGCUGCGCCCGGAAAACAAGCCGGGGCUCUGGGGACCCGGGGCUCAGGCCGCCUCGCUCCGGCCUAGCCCCGCCACCUUAGUUGUGUCAUCCCCCGGGCAUGCUGAGCAUCCCCCCGCGGCUCCGGCACAGACGCCCGGACCUCAGCGCUCCCGGGACCGUGUGCGAACUGCCUCCCCCCUCCCAGGUCUCUGCCUCCGCGCGGGGGCCCGGCCCUGUGGCCGGAGGGAGCGGCCGGAUGGAGCGGAGGAUGAAAGGCGGAUACUUGGACCAGCGAGUGCCCUACACCUUCUGCAGCCAGAAAUCUCCCGGAAAUGGGAGCUUGGGCGAAGCGCUGAUGGUCCCGCAGGGAAAGCUCAUGGACCCGGGCUCCCUGCCGCCUUCCGACUCAGAAGAUCUCUUCCAGGACCUCAGUCACUUCCAAGAGACGUGGCUCGCAGAAGCUCAGGUACCGGACAGUGAUGAGCAGUUUGUUCCUGAUUUCCAUUCAGAAAACUUAGCUUUCCAUAGCCCCACCACCAGGAUCAAGAAGGAACCCCAGAGUCCCCGCACAGACCCCGCCCUGUCCUGCAGCAGGAAGCCACCACUCCCCUACCACCAUGGAGAGCAGUGCCUUUACUCCAGUGCCUAUGACUCCCCCAGACAAAUCGCCAUCAAGUCCCCCGCCCCCGGUGCCCCUGGACAGUCGCCCCUGCAGCCCUUUUCCAGGGCAGAACAGCAGCAGAGCCUCCUGAGAGCCUCCAGCUCUUCCCAGUCCCACCCUGGCCACGGGUACCUUGGUGAGCACAGCUCCGUCUUCCAGCAGCCCGUGGACAUGUGCCACUCCUUCACAUCUCCUCAGGGAGGGGGCCGGGAACCUCUCCCAGCCCCCUAUCAACACCAACUGUCGGAGCCCUGCCCACCCUACCCCCAGCAGAACUUCAAGCAGGAGUACCAUGACCCCCUGUACGAACAGGCUGGCCAGCCCGCUUCAAGCCAGGGUGGGGUCAGUGGGCACAGGUACCCAGGGGCGGGGGUGGUGAUCAAACAGGAGCGCACAGACUUCGCCUACGACUCAGAUGUCCCUGGAUGUGCAUCAAUGUACCUCCACCCAGAGGGCUUCUCUGGACCCUCUCCAGGUGAUGGAGUGAUGGGUUAUGGCUAUGAAAAAUCCCUUCGACCAUUCCCAGAUGAUGUCUGCAUUGUCCCUGAAAAAUUUGAAGGAGACAUCAAGCAGGAAGGGAUUGGAGCUUUCCGGGAGGGGCCACCCUACCAGCGCCGGGGUGCCUUACAACUGUGGCAGUUUCUGGUGGCCCUGCUGGAUGACCCAACAAAUGCUCAUUUCAUUGCUUGGACAGGCCGGGGAAUGGAGUUUAAACUAAUUGAACCUGAAGAGGUUGCCAGGCUCUGGGGUAUCCAGAAGAACCGGCCAGCCAUGAAUUAUGACAAGCUGAGCCGCUCGCUGCGAUACUAUUAUGAGAAAGGCAUCAUGCAGAAGGUGGCUGGCGAACGCUACGUGUACAAGUUUGUGUGCGAGCCGGAGGCCCUGUUCUCUCUGGCCUUCCCAGAUAAUCAACGUCCAGCUCUGAAGGCUGAGUUUGACCGGCCAGUCAGUGAGGAGGACACAGUCCCUUUGUCCCACUUGGAUGAGAGUCCUGCCUACCUCCCAGAACUCACUGGCCCCGCUCCGCCCUUCGGCCACAGAGGUGGAUAUUCUUACUAGGCACCAGUGGCUUCCCCUUGACAUGGUGGGGUUGCUCAGUGUAUAUAUCAACUGAUUUGGUAUUGGUGAAGGCCCUCUUUCUGAUGCCUGUAGAAGUCUCUGGGGUCAGAGCUCCACUAUCCCAUCUGAUACUCCUGGCCAGACUCAGCUGCUAACCAGAGUCUGCGGGAAAGACAGUGGAGGCAGGCCAAAUCUAAAGGCAGUAGCCGAAGUUCGCUGUGGCUCACCUGUACCUUCAGUUCAGCUUGGCCUCUGCCUAGGUCUUGCUCAGAGGCCAAGUUCCUCACCCCCACCACAGAGAUCCAGUGUUCUAUUCUGGGGACAUACAGGGACUUCCCUUGUUUAUUAUGGCAACAGGGCCAAGGGGAUUCUCAGAACACCCUGUGUCUCCCCUCUCCCAACCCCCCAUGGGAGACAAAGUUCUGCCUGGGUUCUGCCCUGAACAGGGGGGUCCUGUGUUCUUGGUGCUGUGCUCUGGGAGGCAGGAGCAUGUGGGCGGCAGCUGGGGGGGGGGGUUGGGUGGAAGAGUAGGGAUGGCUCUCUGCCCUAGGCCUACCCAGGCCUAAUUCCACCUUUGCCUCUUAUGCCAGACCUUAAUAAAGCCUCUGCUUCUCCGGUU
Messenger RNA from Mus musculus (house mouse), 4204 nucleotides. It is a transcript of the gene Etv4, whose product is annotated as ets variant 4. Gene Ontology annotation, molecular function: DNA-binding transcription factor activity; sequence-specific DNA binding. The coding region runs from base 1984 to 3585 and encodes 533 amino acids. Gene Ontology annotation, cellular component: nucleus. Gene Ontology annotation, biological process: positive regulation of DNA-templated transcription; regulation of transcription by RNA polymerase II; regulation of DNA-templated transcription. The transcript is spliced from 13 exons. Lineage: Eukaryota; Metazoa; Chordata; Mammalia; Rodentia; Muridae. The record is from RefSeq and is a predicted model, not a curated record.